GAAGCCCUUGAUGCCAAACUUCAAGACCAGCGAAAGGCAUCCUUAGCCGAGCACGCCGAGGUCAAGGAGCUGCGCAUGCGCUUGCGUGUGUCCGAGCACGAGCGGCAGCAGAUCACGCAACGGCAAGGGGAUGCGGGCGAGCUCAAGAAGGCGCUGCACUCACUGGAGACUCGGCGAAAGCAGGAGAUCCGCGAGCGCGACGAGCGGAUAGAGGAGCUGGAAAAGGCCGCUUCGCGAGAGAAGAAGGCGAGGGACGCGGCGGAGGCCAAGCUUCAGGAGGCCUUGAGAAAGGCGGAGAGCGAGCGCGAUGCUGCGCAAGCGACGGCUAAGGCGUUGCAGGCCGAGCGACAGAAGCUGGAGGCCGACGCGAAAUCCGCGCAGGAAUCCGCCGAACAAGUCCGCGAGGAGUGCGAGGCUCGGGAAGAGGACAUCCUCGAGCAGCUCGAGCAGCAUCAAGCCCUCGUUGCGCGGGUCAGCGAGGAGUAUGCCCGUCUGGCGCGCGCGAAACGGCAAAUCGAGGAUGCUCGGCGCCAUGAUGCUAUGUUCGCCGCCUUUCAGUUUGAGCGCCUUCAACGGAAGCUUGCCAACUCCGAAGGCCAGGUCAUCGAGCUCGCGUACUUGGUGCGACAAGUCAAGACCGACAAUGCGAUGCUCAAGGCUCAAGUGGCGGAAGCGGAGGCCGAGAUCUCCCUCACGCAGCAAUCUCUCGCAGACGCUGGGGCGACCUCAUAUACCCCAGAGGUGGCUGCAGAUAUCGCGUCCGUCAUGCGAGCUAUCGCAGACGAGGAGGCCGAGUCGCAGCGCUGCAUCGCGGAGGUCGAUGUCAAGUCGCGCGAGCUCCUCCACGCCUACGAGAAGGUCCUCCGCGAGGAGACCGCCGUAGCCUACGCCCUGGCGGACCGCGAGACGCUCGUGCAGUCCAUGAUCCUGCACAUCGACGAGGUCGACAUCCUCGCCUUGCGCAAGGACCUCUCGGAGGUUCGCAAGGAGCGCGACGAGGCGGCCUCGAAAGUGCGCACCGUGGAGGCGGAGGUUGGCCGGCUGGUGCAGGCGCAGGCGGAGACGGAGUCGCGGUUAGUCGUGGCGGAGGCGGAGGCGCGCGCGGCGUCGGCGAGGCAGUUGCAGGCGGUGACGCGGGAGAGGGAGGUGACGCAGCGGAUGAACACGUCGCUGCAGCAGACGAGGCAGGCGGAGCAGGGGCUGAGGGCGAAGAUCAAUGCGCUUACUGCUGAGUUGGAGGAGGCCGUCGAGUACAAGGAUGCGUAUGAGCAACUUGUCGAGGAGGCGCAUGUUCUUGCCUCUCGCAAUGAGAUUGCGGAGGCUGAGGCACGGCAGCUCAUGAAGGCGAACGCUGACAUCCUUGGGCACGGCAAUCCUUCCCAGCGCAUCGUCUACGUCGACAAGAUCCGGAACGAGCUCCACGGUGCACGACAGGAAAUCGCCCGCCUCCGCGCCGAGCGCGAGGCCUUCCUCAACAAGCACGCCGCGCUCCUGCAAGAGCUCGACAGCUACAAGUCCGUCAUGGUCCCCAUCGACGGCCGGCCGAAGACGCACAUGACGCGCGUCGCGCGCCUGCCGCUGGCGAGUAGGGCGAACGAGGGCGAGGGUGAGAGUCGCAGUGAUGGGGAGAACGUUGUGGACAGGCUGGCUCAUUGAUAUUGUUUUCAUUAGUGUUGUAUGUUGCGUCGCCGCCGGGAACGCCGGGUCGUUGAGUGG
Messenger RNA from Schizophyllum commune H4-8, 1716 nucleotides. RefSeq lists its product as uncharacterized. The record is from RefSeq and is a predicted model, not a curated record. NCBI's taxonomy places the organism in Eukaryota, Fungi, Basidiomycota, Agaricomycetes, Agaricales, Schizophyllaceae. The transcript is spliced from 3 exons. The coding region runs from base 76 to 1656 and encodes 526 amino acids.